GCGCAGGCAGAGCGCCUGGAGAGCGGACACCCAGCGUCCACACCCGGCCAUGGGACGCUCCCGGAGCGCACGACCGCCGCCGCUGGUGCUCUUGCUACUGGUGCUGUCGCUGUGGCUGGCACUAGGAGCAGGAGACUCCCCUCCCACAGAGAGCAGGUUUGUGAACAGCUGUAUCCACGCCAGAAAGAAGUGCCAGGCUGAUCCUGCUUGCAAGGCUGCCUUCCAUCAGCUGGAGUCGUGCACCUCUAGUGCAGGCACUGCACUGGCCCUAGAGGAGUCUACCAUGUCUGCAGACUGCCUCCAGGCGACGCAACAGCUUAGGAACAGCUCUCUGAUGGGCUGCACGUGCCGCCUGCGCAUGAAGCACCAAGCUACCUGUUUGAAAAUUUACUGGACGGUUCACCCUGCCCGAAGCCUUGGUGACUACGAGUUGGAUGUCUCCCCCUAUGAAGACACAGUGACCAGCAAACCCUGGAAAGUGAAUCUCAGCAAGCUGAGCAUGCUCAAACCAGACUCGGACCUCUGCCUCAAAUUUGCUAUGAUCUGUACUCUUAACGACAAAUGUGACCGCCUGCGCAAGGCCUACGCGGAGGCGUGCUCAGGGUUCCGCUGCCAGCGCCACCUCUGCCUCGCACAGCUGCGCGCCUUCUUUGAGAAGGCGGCAGAGCCCCAUGCCCAGGGCCUGCUGCUCUGUCCAUGCAGGCCUGAAGAUGUGAGCUGUGGCGAGCGCCGGCGGAACACCAUCGCCCCCAGCUGCGCCCUCCCCUCUGUGGUCCCCAAUUGCCUGGAUCUUCGGAGCUUCUGCCGUGCGGACCCUCUGUGCAGAUCGCGCCUGCUGGAUUUCCAGACCCAUUGCCAUCCUAUGGACGUCCUUGGGACUUGUGCCACGGAGCAAUCCCGAUGUCUGCGGGCUUACCUGGGGCUGAUUGGGACUGCUAUGACCCCAAACUUCAUCAGCAAGGUCAAUGCUAGUGUUGCCCUAAGCUGCACCUGCCGAGGCAGUGGCAACCUGCAGGAAGAGUGUGAGCAGCUGGAAAGGUCCUUCUCCCAGAACCCCUGCCUCAUGGAGGCCAUUGCAGCUAAGAUGAGUUUCCACAGACGACUGUUUGCCCAGGACCCGGUGGACGACCCUACCUCUUCUGUGAUACAGCAGCCGAAAAAUAACACUGCUCCAAGACCACAGCCCAGGCUACCUGUUCUUUCUAUCUUCAUACUUACCUUGCUUCUACUUCAGACCCUCUGGUAGCUGGUCAUCCUCAGGGUCUUUUGUUCUUUCCGCCGCACCCAGACUGACUUGCGCCUGUUAUGGGUGAGAAACUGACAGCCUCCGGAAGAAGAUGCAGUGUGCAACACCGUAACCUUGGACCAAGCAGGCGUCUCGCCUAGCACGUCCUGUCUGCUCCAGAUGAGGGCCUGGGAGAAGCUAGGGGCUAUGACCUUCAGACCCUGACUGGCUAGUUCUCAAACCUCCCUGACCUCUUCUUCUAUCUCAGGCUGUCCCUCCUUAGGACUUUUGUCACCGCUGUUUUGGCCAUAUAUUCUGGUGGCGAUUUGCUUCCCCACCCCCAUCCCUUCUUCCUCUUUCCCAGGAUUGCCCAGAGCCUAACAAGUCAGCCAUUCCCUGUUCCAUUCUUUAGGAAGGCAGGGCUGAGGGUUCUGAGGCAGCUGAAAAAGACGCUCCCUUUGUGAGGAAGGCUGGUGUUCCUGGCCCCUCAUCCCCUCUGAAUGGAAGUGAGAAAUUGCUGUCUUCACUGCUCUGACGUGCAAUCCUGAACAUUUGGGCAUCAGGAGCUGAGGCCUUUGGGUCUUGCUUAACUCCUAUGACUGUCCUCAAGUCCCCCAGCCCCUUGGAUCAUGAUUAAACAUUUUGACCUAAAACUAAAUCUUUUCCCAUUUUCUUAAACUGUGAGUUUACACAAGAUUAGUGGCAUGCCUCAGUCACAAGGGCACUGAGCAGAUGAUGGGGAGACCAGCCUCCCUCCUGGCUGCUGACGGCUGUGAGCCUUCAGGCAGCUCUCUCAGCCGCCCUUGCCACAGAGUUAGAAUAAAAAUAGUAAAUAAAAAUAAAAGAUGGUCUCCAUCCCAACUCUAGGAUUCUGGGACCUGCCUAGAAUCUACCACUGAGGCCCCCAGUCAGCCGCAGCAUUGAUUGAACCCUUGUCUGAUGAGCUGCUCCAGAUCACGACAGGCCCAGAAGAAAGCAGAGGCUGAUCCUUGCUCUCGGGGAAUCUAGUCCUACAGGAGUAAGGAAGCGUCCUUCCCGAGCAGAGGAGUUGGAAGAAUGUAUUUAUAGAGCUGUGGGUGUUUGCUCAUUCAUUCCUUCUUUCUUUCCGAGGCCGGCUAGUCAGUUCUGUCUCCGUGAGACACUGGGGUAGACGGAAGAGGGGCUGAGGAAGCCAGGCUCAGACACUAUUCCAAGUCUUUUCUCAUACCAGAGUAGAGAUGCCGAGAAGACAGUCAGUGAUAUUGGAACACAGCAGUGUGGUAAAUGCAGCAGAAAAUGCUAACAACCCUCAUUUCUUGAGCUUACGCUGUGCGCCAGCUACUGUCUAAUACACACUGUUUUCAGGAACACACAUUGAUUCAUUUAGGCCUCUGUUGUAGCUUAAAAUAAUUUUUUAGAUUUACUUUUUUAUUUUAUGUUUGUGAGUGUUAUGUACCACAUGCGUGCCCAGUGCCCACAGAAAAGGGCACCCUGGGACAGGAGUUACAGAAGGUGAUAACCACCGUAUGGGUGCUGGGAACCAUACCCAGGUUCUCUGCAAGGCCAACAAGUGAUCUUAACUGCUGAGCCAUCUUUCCAACUCCUCCACCUGUGCUGUGGUUUAAAUGUGAGGUGUCCCCCCACCAUAAGUCUACAGCUAUCUUAGCUUAUACAUACUUAAUUUCUGAAAUGUCACUCAUAAACUCAUAGAGUUUUUUUUAUUUUGUUUUAUUUCAUUGGUUUGUUUAGACAGUUUCUCUGUGUAGUCCUGGCUGUUCUGGAAUUUGAUCAGUAAACCAGGCUGGCCUUGAACUCUGAGAGACACUC
Molecule: messenger RNA, 3031 nt
Organism: Microtus oregoni (creeping vole)
Lineage: Eukaryota; Metazoa; Chordata; Mammalia; Rodentia; Cricetidae
Product: GDNF family receptor alpha-3-like
Exons: 8
Coding region: 50-1246 (398 amino acids)
Biological process (GO): nervous system development
Cellular component (GO): external side of plasma membrane; signaling receptor complex
Molecular function (GO): signaling receptor activity
Source: RefSeq, a predicted model, not a curated record